Messenger RNA from Labrus mixtus (cuckoo wrasse), 1307 nucleotides. RefSeq names its product galactose-specific lectin nattectin-like. The coding region runs from base 341 to 1045 and encodes 234 amino acids. Gene Ontology annotation, molecular function: signaling receptor activity. The transcript is spliced from 7 exons. NCBI's taxonomy places the organism in Eukaryota, Metazoa, Chordata, Actinopteri, Labriformes, Labridae. The record is from RefSeq and is a predicted model, not a curated record.
UAGAAGGGUGAGAUAGCUGUUGGCCGACUGUCCCAUACUGCAAAGGCAAGAAGACAGCUUUAGAUCAUUAUCUGUCUAACCCUAACCCUAGAGAAACGUCGGGAGGAGAGAGAAGGGGACGACAGGCAGCGAAGGACCAAGGUUAAAGGGAAAGACAAAGCUGCAUCGCUUCCUGCCCGUCUUCUGUGUUACACUCUGGUGAAACGGGUCAUUGUCGUCGUGGCGUUUGACCUCGGAGCUGUUGGGUAGAAGAAAACAAUGAGAGAAGGAACAUCAGUAUAAAAGGAAGAGGAGCAGCCUGAGCUCGGCAGCUGUCCUGAAACAGCAUCACUUUGCCAUCAUGUUGUUGCUGGGAGUGUGUCUGACUCUCUGCAGCCUCCUGACGCUGAGCCCAGCCAGUCCCGUUAACUCCUCCUCCACGUCCAGGAAUACGGGCCGCUGCGAGUACAUGAAGCACUACGACAAAUACAAGCCUGGAGAAUACAUCCCAGAGUGUGACCAAAAUGGGAACUUCCUCCCGCUGCAGUGCUGCACAUAUACGGGCUACUGCUGGUGCGUCAGCAUCUACACCGGAGAUAUGGUAUACAACACCAAGGCACUUAUUGGGGAUUUCCAUUACGAGUGUGGCAAGGAAUACUACUGUCCUCUUGGCUGGUCCAUGUACGGCGAGAAAUGUAUCAUGGUCAUCAAUCACGAAAAGACGUGGGCUGAAGCUGAGAGUUACUGUCUGUUUGAGGGAGGAAACCUGGCAUCGGUCCACAGUGAUCAGGAGAACCACUUCAUCCAGGUUCUGACCAAAGACGAGAACUAUGACUUCCCAGAAACCUGGCUCGGUGGAUAUGAUGCCAUACAGACCUGCAUAUGGUUCUGGAGUGACGGCACCAAGUUUAAUUAUGAAAACUGGUUCAUGGAUUAUUAUGUGGAGAGAAAAGAGCACUGCCUGAAGAUGAACUAUGGACCUGGGAAGAAAUGGCACUUUGCCGCCUGCAACGAGACCCUCCCCUUUGUUUGCUCCAAAAGCAACUGGAAAAUGGACAUUUUCUAAAGAAACAGACACAUCGAGACAUUCCUCGGCUACACAUACUGGAUCCAAAAGUUGGAUGUGUGUUUCCUCUGCAUAAUCACUUUCUAUAAAUGCUUUUUACAACAUUCAUGCUUUAGAUAUUUGUUGUGACGCCUCUAAUUCUCUUUCAGCUGGUAUAACUUUUGCCAAUUAUUUCCCUUAUCUUUUGCAAUAAUUGUCAUAAUGUCUAUUAACACAUUGCAAUUGAAGUGGCUCAAAGUAAAGGCUUGUGCUUUUAAGGUUA